Zophobas morio is the source of this 1362-nucleotide messenger RNA. RefSeq lists its product as uncharacterized. Bases 150 to 1325 code for a protein of 391 amino acids. The transcript has 16 exons. Lineage: Eukaryota; Metazoa; Arthropoda; Insecta; Coleoptera; Tenebrionidae. The record is from RefSeq and is a predicted model, not a curated record.
AUAAUAAAGCAACUAUCUCUGAACCUAAAUUAACUUUUGAAGACUUUGAAACAUAUGCCACUCCUUUGCCCAACGUUUUAAAAAAACUAAAUUCUGCUCUUCUCGUUUGGGGAAAUGGUACAGAUGGCCAGAACGGCACGGGCAAUUACAUGACUUACUCUGAACCUGUUCUACUGAAAUAUUUUAAUAAUCGUAAAGUUAUAGAGGUUAGUUGUGGCGCCGCACACACCACCGCCAUCGUCAGAGGAUGCGGUGACGGCGCAGACGACUACGUUAAUACUAAUUUUAGUUCAGAGUACGGACAUCUAUACGGAUGGGGCGACGACUGCUUUAACCAAAUUGGAAGGCAUACUUACUGUAAAACUGAGCCAGAUGACCAGUGUGUGCCACUCCGUCUCAAACCUUUAAGAGAAGCGCGCUUCCUGCACACGUCUUCUGGUUUCUAUCACAAUGUUGCUUUGGGUUUUUUUACUCAAAAACCAAACCAAAAAGUUGUAUUUUCAUGGGGAGGAGGUUUACUGGGAAACGGGACGGACAUCUACGACAGCACGCUUCUCCCCGUCCGCACUUUACUAGAAAAGGACGUCCGGUUGGUCAGUGCUGGCGGUUUAGGUGGCACUUCAAAGGAAUACAAGCAAAAUACCGGCGAUGCCACUGACAACGUUCCGUACCACAAAAUCGUUACGCCAGUUUCCUUGCAGUUCUUUGAGGGGACGGAAGUCACGAGCGUUGCGUGCGGUAUUUGGCAUACCAGCGUGGUGGUUUUAUGCCACGGACGUCAAAAAUUAUUUGUAUUUGGGAACGAACAGUAUGAAGGCUAUAUGCGCCCCUAUUGCCCCUUUUACUCUGAAAACUUUGCGCGAGGAACUCACUCCAUCCGCACUGUAAAAAGAAUUAUUCCUGACGAAGUUUUUCUUCCCGACCAAAGUCCCAUUAAAAAAAUUAGCGCAGGCGCUUCGUUCACUGUUGCUCUACUUGAGAACGGAAAGUUGUUUGGUUUUGGCCAGAACCCACGUGUAUGUCCCGCAGCAGCAGUGCCCGAGUCGGACGAUCAAGAAAUCCACAUAAAUAGUGCUGAUGGCUUUGCUAACGAGAGGCACGUGUAUCGGCUUUCCACUGGUCACGAGGAGUCGCGUGACCCGUUUGUGGAUGUGGACUGCGGAACUAACCACGUGGUUGGUGUAACAGAACGUGGUCAUGUUUUUGCGUGGGGUCACUGCUUCGACAAAAUCACUUUUGACGUGGACAAACCAAUAAAAAUAAUGGACGGAGUUUCUUUAGUAAAAAAGGCGGCCUGCGGUCUUGAUUUUAACGUUUUAUAUUAAACUAAAUUCUACGCCGCCGGAGAAAAAUUAAAAUAAA